UAAUGCGAUGCCACAGCAGCGUGUUGAACUCCAGUAGGGCUCUGCUUGAUGUGACGGAACUUUCUCUUCAUCCUCCUCCUCCUCCUCCUCCUCAGCAUCAGCAUCACUUCUGACUUGAUGACUAUUUCUCUGGGCUUGUUGUCUCCCAGCGCGUCGUUCUCCACGGGUCUGCACUGAAAGUUUGAUUUCCAACAAAGACAAGAGAAGAUGAACAGCACGGGGUUCAACCAGACGCAGGGCGCACUGUUCAACAAGACGGAGGAGUUAUUCUGCUGCAACUUUUCCUCCGUGGUGACUGACAAUGGCUUCGUGGCCGCGGCGCCGGACGAGAGGAGCCUCUUCAUCAUGAGGGUGGUCCAGAUCGCCGUCAUGUGCGUCCUGUCCCUCACCGUGGUCUUUGGCAUAUUCUUCCUGGGCUGCAACCUCCUGAUAAAGUCCGAGGGGAUGAUCAACUUCUUGGUCACGGACAGGAGACCCUCCAAAGAAGCGGAGGCCGUCAUUGUCGGAGCUUAUUGA
Molecule: messenger RNA, 516 nt
Organism: Pleuronectes platessa (European plaice)
Lineage: Eukaryota; Metazoa; Chordata; Actinopteri; Pleuronectiformes; Pleuronectidae
Gene: rprma
Product: reprimo, TP53 dependent G2 arrest mediator candidate a
Exons: 1
Coding region: 208-516 (102 amino acids)
Source: RefSeq, a predicted model, not a curated record